UCCCACCUCUGGUGCCAAAGCCGGAAGGAGGUGGGGCCUCAGCUGAGAGGCCUGGGAGGUCCCUCUCAGAUAAGGGGCUUUCCUAAAGCGAAGGCCUGUGAGAAGAAGUGGUUCUCCAGCCCCCAAAACAAAGGGCAGGGCUGGAACAAGCACACCCAGGAGACGACAGCCAGAUGGCCUGGCCCAGAAAACCCAGGAAGUGGUUGUAUCCCCAAAAAUUCUACUUCAACUUCGACAACCUGCAAUACGCCUAUGGUCGGUACCACUGCUACCUCUGCUUCCAAGUGCAAAGAGAGGAGUAUGGCUCACUUGUCCACGUUGACAUGGGCGUCUUUGUAAACCAGCUCUCUAGCUGCCACGUAGAACUCUGCUUCCUCUCUUGGUUCUACGGCUGGCUGUCUCCUGACGAGCGCUACCAUGUCACCUGGUUCAUGUCCUGGAGCCCCUGCUCCCACUGUGCACAGCAGGUGGCUGAGUUCCUGAAGAGGCACAGCAACGUGAACCUGAGCAUCUUCGCAGCCCGCCUCUACCAUUUCCAGGAUCCAGAAAUCCAGGAGGGACUUCGCACCCUGAAGCGCACAGGGGUCCAGGUUGCCAUCAUGUACUUCAGUGAUUUUUUAUAUUGUUGGAACAACUUUGUACGCCACGACGGAAUGCGCUUCAUUCCUUGGAAAGGUAUUAAUAAAAAUUAUUGGAUCCUGGUCACAACGCUUGAGGACAUUCUCAGAAACACAAAGAAUGGGCUAAAAGAGGACGUAUUCAAACAGCAGUUUGGCAACCAGCCGCGGGUCACAAAGCCCUACCGCCGGAGAAAGACCUACUUGUGCUACCAGCUGAAGGAGCUCGAUGGCUCCAUAAUUGACAAAGACUACUUUCAAAACAAGAAGAAGCGCCACGCAGAAAUUCGCUUUAUUGACAAGAUCAAGUCACUGGGACUGGACAGAGUCCAGAGCUACGAAAUCACCUGCUAUAUCACGUGGAGCCCCUGCCCGACCUGUGCCCUAGAGCUGGUUGCGUUCACCAGAGAUUACCCCAGACUGAGCCUGCAGAUCUUCGCCUCCCGCCUGUACUUCCACUGGCGCAGGUGGUCUAUUCAGGGGCUGCAACAGCUGCAGACAUCAGUCCCCCUGGCUGUCAUGCGUUACCCAGAGUUUGCUGACUGCUGGGAAAACUUUGUGGACCACAGGGGAGAGCCUUUCGAGGGCUGGGAUAAGCUGAGGGAGUACAGCGAAAGCAUAGACCGACGGCUCCAGAAGAUCCUGAGGCCCUCAAAUCUUAAUGGUUUAGAGAAUAACUUCAGAAAUUUGACAAUUGGGCCCGUUGGCCGCGGGUAACUGAAACCGUGGAUAACGAUACCGUGGAUAAGGGGGAAAUACUGUUUACAUUUUUAUAAUUGAAAAAAUAAAGAUAAUUUUUAAGUCUGUAAAACUUGGGUUACUUUUUAAAGGGUAAAUCAGGUCUUUCAUAAAAAUGAGCAUAAAGGAGUUUUACUCUGCAGAACGAAGAAAAGAAUUUGAGAAUUCCCUGUGUAUUCUAGAAUAGUCUAGAAUAGUUGGAUCAUUUUGUGGUCAUGUAGUCUCUGUUCCUUUUUUGUGUCUAAUAUGUGUCUAAAUAAAUAAGGUAAAACUUUGUUGCACAGAGUUGCCCCACAGAAUUGAUUGGAAAAAAUAAAAAACACUUGGAACUGUG
Messenger RNA from Diceros bicornis minor, 1689 nucleotides. RefSeq names its product DNA dC->dU-editing enzyme APOBEC3-like. Gene Ontology annotation, cellular component: P-body; cytoplasm; nucleus. NCBI's taxonomy places the organism in Eukaryota, Metazoa, Chordata, Mammalia, Perissodactyla, Rhinocerotidae. The record is from RefSeq and is a predicted model, not a curated record. Gene Ontology annotation, biological process: defense response to virus; negative regulation of single stranded viral RNA replication via double stranded DNA intermediate; DNA cytosine deamination. Gene Ontology annotation, molecular function: RNA binding; cytidine deaminase activity; zinc ion binding. Bases 174 to 1334 code for a protein of 386 amino acids. The transcript has 8 exons.